GAUCAGUAACGGUUUCAAACGCAUUCAUUCCACCACGAAGAGCGCAAAGAGGUCAAAGGCCCUCUCUGAGCGCCUUUUGUUUGUCCUGGAUUAACUUCGCAGUCUCCAUGGCACAGUAAUUGUCAAACAAUAGCUAAAUUGUUGUUCGCUUGAAUGAUGACAAAGCCGACUUAACAACAUUCCAACACAAAGCGCAGAUCAAAGAUCAAAACAAUACAAAAAAUGUGCUGUGUUAUGAAAAAGUGAACUUGUUUCUUUAAAAUUUAUUUAUUUGAACUUCCUUAAAUCAAGAUGUUUAUCACGGUGAGAUUUGGAGACUGUCAAGAAGCUCUCUUUAACCCAAACUGUUUGACAAAGGUUCUUCUGGAGGACAUUAAGAAAAGGUGUCGACGAGAUAGAGAAGAGGUAAUCGACUUGUCAGAUGAGUCGGGUAAUCUGAAAAAUUUGCUUGAACAUAAAGGCGAUUACGCUACACAGCAUCUAAAAGCGAGGCACUCAUUUAUCCUCAUCAAAGUUGAUAGAAAAGAAGGAGAAGAAACAUACACUCCCCUACUAAAUGACAUCAAGACAAUAACAUCAUCUUUUCUGCUUGUUUUGGCUUUGUUCCCAGAACAUCUCAGCAGACCUCAAAGCAGCCAAAGUACUGUGUCCCCACCAAGUCGCCAGAGCAGGCGUAAAUCAAGUGCUAACUGGACAAAAGCAAGAACAAGUUUAGCUUUGAGUGGUGACCUUAGAAAGAGAUCAAGAGUCAGAAAAUAAUCCUAGAAUUGACAGCAUGGACAAGGGAAUAAGAAGUUGGAUUAUGAUACAGUUUCUUCCCUUGAGCACUGAUUCCCAAUUCAAAUUCUCUUUUAUUCAUAUAAAGUUCAAUUUUCUAAGCCUACAUGAUAUUUAUUCCUUCUGUGGAAAGGGCCCUUGUAAACUUCAUGAAAUCCAGUAUUUACAUUUUUUUUAUUUUUGAUAUUGUUAAUAGCAAGGACACAUGCCUCCAUAUCGAACAUAUCAAUCAUACAGAUUAGGCAUUUUUGUCAGUGUCUGAGCAACAGCGCACCUACCCUCUCUCCCUUAAGCCAACAACAGUCCACUGAUAACAAGGUAGGGUUAACAUUUAGUUAGGGGAGGGGUGGGUGUGCAAUUGGUCAGAUUCUGAUGGAUGAGUAUAUCGUAACAACACUAUAUCAUAUGGUCAAAGUGUUCUGGUAAACUUUCAUAUCAUAUUCAGCAUGUAAAAAGGAAAACUCCACACUAAAAACAUCCAAUGUCAAUAGGGUACCCUGGAUACAAAAUCUUUCUGUUAGACUUUUAUUUUCUCCAAAAUCAACACAUGCACUGACAUGUUCAUAUAAUUUUUGAAGGUGGAUAUAUUUGAAUGACUUUAUACAAUAUCAGCAAAAUGUAACAUUUAUAAUAAAGAAAUAUUGUUUGAUUAUUGAA
Molecule: messenger RNA, 1434 nt
Organism: Stylophora pistillata
Lineage: Eukaryota; Metazoa; Cnidaria; Anthozoa; Scleractinia; Pocilloporidae
Source: RefSeq, a predicted model, not a curated record